This is a messenger RNA of Beta vulgaris subsp. vulgaris (sugar beet), 1558 nucleotides long. RefSeq names its product transcription factor MYB16. The record is from RefSeq and is a predicted model, not a curated record. Bases 132 to 1502 code for a protein of 456 amino acids. Lineage: Eukaryota; Viridiplantae; Streptophyta; Magnoliopsida; Caryophyllales; Amaranthaceae. The transcript has 3 exons.
UUUUCAGAAAAAGGAGAUGGCAUUACUUGCAUUGCGGGCCAUAUUUGCCGUCUGGUCUAGCUUAUAAAGAAGAAAGAGAGUUACGCAACCUCCUUUUUUUCAUUCUUCCAGUUGAACCAAAAAAAAUAAACAUGGGGAGAUCACCCUGCUGCGAUAAAAUGGGGCUCAAGAAAGGGCCUUGGACUCCUGAAGAAGAUCAGAAGCUUUUAGCUUAUAUUGAAGAACAUGGUCAUGGAAACUGGCGUGCGCUACCAACAAAAGCUGGCCUCCAAAGAUGCGGCAAGAGUUGCAGGCUUAGAUGGACUAACUAUCUUCGCCCUGAUAUCAAGCGUGGAAAGUUCAGCUUACAAGAAGAACAAACUAUCAUACAACUUCACGCUCUUUUAGGAAACAGGUGGUCCGCCAUUGCAACGCACUUACCAAAGAGGACAGACAACGAGAUAAAGAAUUACUGGAACACGCAUCUGAAGAAGAGGUUGGCAAAAAUGGGAAUAGACCCAGUGACACACAAGCCCAAACAUGAUGCCCUCUUCGCGGCCAUUGAUGGUGGGAAGCAGUCUAAAAAUGCGGCCAACUUAAGCCACAUGGCUCAGUGGGAGAGUGCUAGGUUAGAGGCCGAGGCUCGCCUUGCACGGCAGUCCAAAAUUCGGUUGCCAGAUAAUAAUAAUUCAGGAGAUCAGGUUCACAUUAAUGAGCACAACCAAAUAGUACCCUCAGUCUCGGUUGCUCCAUUAUCAUCAUCUUCAUCGACAUCAGCUCAUCAUUAUUUUGGUACCAAUGCGGCUUGGCAUAGUGUGUGGCCUAAUUCUAGUAAUAAUACUAGUGGUAACAAUAAUAAUAAUGAUCAGGGUUUUAUGAGCAUUGGCAUGGGAAAUGGAAUCACAUCCACUGGCGGCGGCAUUGUUGGCGGAGUUGGAGUUGGACUUGGAGUUGGACUCGAGUCGCCAACAUCAACGUUAAGCUUCUCGGAAAAUGCACCACCGGUGGUCCCAACGAUGGAGACUGGAGGCGUGAUAGAGUUCAUGAGGAAUAGUAGUCAAGAGAAUGACCAUGAUAAAAUGGUUAAGAAAGAAGAUAAUCAUGUACAUGAAUGGAAGAGAGGUUUUGAUAAUGGGAUUGAGAUUAAUUCUUUGUCUUUUAGCCCUACGUCAGCUGGAUUCAAUGACAUUAUUGCCCUCUCCCUGGAUCAUGCUAGGGAAACUGGCGGCGACGAUGAAGAUGAAGAUGAUGAUCAUAGUCAUAGUUUCAUGGAAGGGUUUACAGAACUUCUGCUUAGUACUAAUAAUAAUGCUAGUAUUACUACUCCUACUACUAAAGAUAAUACUAUAUGUGGUGAGAAAAGUGUAGCAGAUGAAGGAGGAGAUGAGAAUAACAAUAGUAUUAGGAGUAGUGGAGGUACAACUAGCAGCGGUGGAAGUGAUUACUAUGAAGAUAAUAAGACCUAUUGGAAUAGUAUUCUCAACCUAGUCAAUUCUUCUCCUUCUCAUUCUCCCAUGUUCUAAUCAAUAUCAUCAUUUUCAAAUAAUCAAUUGAGAUUCUCUCUUUUGUAUGUGCUGAA